Molecule: messenger RNA, 2547 nt
Organism: Tachysurus fulvidraco (yellow catfish)
Lineage: Eukaryota; Metazoa; Chordata; Actinopteri; Siluriformes; Bagridae
Gene: ccdc137
Product: coiled-coil domain containing 137
Exons: 7
Coding region: 160-873 (237 amino acids)
Source: RefSeq, a predicted model, not a curated record
GUAGAUCUGGCACGAGACGCAGAUUGGUAACCACACUGGGAAACAAGUAGAUACGAUGGGAAAAAACAGACGAACUAAAGCUUCAAAAUUCACUCAUCAGCAAACAGAACAGAACCCAAGGGCACAUUAUCCUGCUGAAAGGGUGUACAGUCUACAACAAUGCGUAGCAAGAAGUUAAAAAGGAAAGUUAUGAAACCUCAACUGGAUGAACAUCUGGAGCAAAUACCUUUUCAACUGCGUAGAAUUAUGAAAAGUAAAGAAAAAAUGAAUAUGGGAUCCAGUAAAGUGAAGAAGAUCAUGAGAGCAUGCAAGCCCAAAGCACAGACAGAACUCUGUGAGCAGGAACAGAUCAAAAUUCCACACUUUCGAAGAGGAAAGAAAGAGUCUGAGAGAGCUUACCUACGGCGCAUGUCACAAGAAGCGCACCAUGUUCUCUUUCUCACAAAAAACCAGCCAGAGAGACAUCCUGAACGAAUUCCGGAGGAGAAGGCAACAACUUCAAACAAAAAUCUAAAAAAAAAAAAGUACAAUCAAAGAAAAUUGCUCCAUGAAAAAAAGGUCAAGCUACAAGAGGACAUUGAGAAAAAUAUAUUUGCAGAUAAAGUACAAUUUGGAGAGGUUGUGAUGGAACCUCCAUCACUGACUGUCAAACCAAAGAAGGCUCCUGUGAAACCUCAGAGGGUAUCCAAUAGCCUUCUUCUGAGUUCUAUCCUUGGCCACACAGAUGUCUCAACAGCUAAACCAUCUAUGGCACGGCAGAAGAUAAUUGAGGAAGAACAUGAAAGGGUGGUCCAUGCUUACCGCCAACUAAAGAGGAAGAAGAGUGAAAAGCAGCAAAAGGAAUGGAUGAACAAAUUUCUAAACGUUCAAUAAUGCCUCCAGUGUGUGUGUGUGUGUGGAGAUGUUAGUUGUGUGUGUGUGUGGAGAUGUUAGUUGUGUGUGUGUGUGGAGAUGUUAGUUGUGUGUGUGUGUGGAGAUGUUAGUUGUGUGUGUGUGUGGAGAUGUUAGUUUUGUGUGUGUGUGUAUAUAUACCGUAUGUGUGUGUGCAUAUAUAUAUAUGCAUACGUGCAUAUUUUUUAAAUGGGUGAAUGCAAAACAAAAUAAAACAUUCUUGCGUUGAGACAAGAAGGGAUUGAAGAAGCAGAUUGAAACAAAAAAAAAAAAACCACGAAUUGAAUGUUUGAUGCCUUCUGGAGAAAGGAAUUUAUGUUAAAUCUAUAAUGAAUGCAGAAAACACACUGAUGCUGACUUUACUGACUUUAUACUGACUUUAUAUAUUCUCAGAAGUUUCUGGUUACACAACUCCACUUGACAAAAUACAGUUGUAGAAUUGACAUUAGUUAAUCACAUAGUCACCCAGAUGAGAUUGGGUUCUAUUUUGAAUCUGGCUCCUCUCAAGGUUUCUACCUUUUAUUGUCUCAGGGAGUAUUUCAUUGUCACUCUUUCCUCUGGCUGCUCAAUAAGGAUAAAUAUAAAGUAAAGCAUAAAGGUUUGUGAAAUUAUUCAGAAUUCCUAUUAUGUAUAGAUUUAUUUGUAUAGCACCUUUACAAUGUGUUUGAGGCACUUAUCUGCAGUCAACCAAGAGUGAGAUUAAAAUAUGGUGUUAGGAUACAUCAAAACAGUACUAGACACUUAUUUACAAUGCGUUAGAGGGAUACUUCAAUUUAAAUGCUUUAAAAUAUAACAAAAUUCAAAUCACACUACUUUAGAAUAAAGUAAUUUAAGCAGAUAGUAAACAAAACUCCAAAUCCUACCAUACCAGAAGACAAUAUAUUCAAAUACAGUUAAAGAUCACUGGGGAUAGCAGCUGGAAUAUACUGCCGUUUUACAAUUAGAUUAUAGAUUAUAGCUUGUAGUUAUAUUUUAAUUUACAAAAACAGAAAAGUUAUGCGACAGGCAUUUCUCUACCUUGAGUACAAGCUGUAGAAUUGCCUGGUGCUUGUGGCCUGUAGAGCAAAUGGGAAUUAUCAAAAAUGUUCUAGCUAUCUGGCUAGAGCAGACCUCACAAAAAACACACGUGUUUUGAACCACAUAAUUUGACAUGAGAUAUGCUUCAAAAACAUAUGUGUAAAUGUAGGCUGUUCAACAAAUGUCACAUGAUGUACAAAUGCACACAGAUAUAAAUAAUGCAGCGGAUUCCACAAAUUACAGGUGUGCUAUUUGUGGUACAUUACAAAAAGUGUUAUAUAUUGUUAUUUUUGUGCAACUCAUCUACUUGCAAAUUUGACAGGGCACAGUUGGACAUAGUUGCUUAAUAGAUGCUCCAACCAAAGCCCUUCAAUCAUAAAUGACUUGAUUUGCAGUUUGUCUGAUUGUGACUCAAUGAAGGUAUCUUAAUGUCUCAAGCUUUGUUCACACAUGCAGUGAUUUUUUUGCUCCAGUGCUCUACUCUAGGUCACCAGUAGCCAUUCCUGCCAUGUGUGGCAUAACCAGCAUUUAAACUGACAAUCAGUUUAAUAAAUUUAAUCAGUUUUAUUGAUGCUAAAAUGAAACAUUUUGAUUAUAGUUGCCAAAAAUGUAUUUAUUAAAUAAAUUCAUUAAAAUGAA